Molecule: messenger RNA, 1890 nt
Organism: Puccinia triticina
Lineage: Eukaryota; Fungi; Basidiomycota; Pucciniomycetes; Pucciniales; Pucciniaceae
Exons: 12
Coding region: 1-1890 (629 amino acids)
Biological process (GO): fatty acid catabolic process
Molecular function (GO): fatty acid amide hydrolase activity; amidase activity
Source: RefSeq, a predicted model, not a curated record
AUGAUAGCACUGCUCCUUCACUUGCUCCAGUUCUUACCGGUUUCACUUCACCCGCGAUCACUAUGGGAUAAUGCGGCGACCUUAAAACAGAGGGAACGGACCAUCCGGCUGGCCGCAAUCCUCAAGCAUCAGGACACGUUCUCAAGUAACCUCGAUGAAUUCGAACUGACCGUUCUCAGCACGCCGGCCCACGAAAUCGUCGCUCGGAUCGGAGUGCAACGGCCAAAUUGGAAUGCUAAAAACGUCUUAAAGGCCUUCAUAAAGGCUGCAAUUCGCGCUCAUGUUGAAACCAAUUGUUUGACAGAAGUCAUGUUUGAAGAAGCGCUAGAGAGAGCAGACCAACUGGAUCAGGAAUUCGCAGCUACUGGACGGCUAAGGGGAAGGCUACAUGGGAUUCCGGUUAGCUUGAAGGAUCAAGUCAAUGUUAAAGGGUUUGAUUCAACAAUCGGAUUGACUGAAUUUGUGAAUCAACCCGCCGAGGAAAAUGCCCCAGUGGUCGACCGUCUGAUUGAGGAAGGCGCAAUCCCUUUCACCAAAACAAAUGUUCCACAAGCGUAUGUAACUUCGCUUCCUUGGCUGUUUUCACUUGAAUGUUCUAACCCAAUAUUCGGAGCCACUCACAAUCCUUACAAACGUGGCUUUAGCUGCGGUGGUAGCUCUGGUGGUGAAGCGGCUUUGCUUGCAAGUGAUGGUAGCUGUAUGGGUAUAGGCUCCGAUAUAGCCGGAAGUCUUCGAAUCCCGGCCCACUAUUCAGGGUGCUACAGCUUAAAGCCGGUAAGGGAAAUUCAAGAAUCAGCAAAUUUAACCUUUGUAACGCAUCUUCUGAACAACCUUGGGAGAUUCGUUCAAGACGGGCUGAGAGACUGUGAUGAUGGAUACACGGAAAUCUUAGGAGUGAUUGGGCCCAUGGCUCGCUGUUGGGAAGAUCUCGUUCUGUUGAGUCAAGUAAUGCUCCACAAACCAGACCCCACGACGUCUCGCAAAUUUGGAUUGAUUCCACUCGAAGAUUUUCGAUACGAGAUAUUUGACCCGCUGGUUGCUGGAGAUACUCGACCUUCCCUGAAAUUUGGCUUCUUCACUUCCGAUGACCUGAUCGAGGCCAGUAGCCCUUGUCAAAGAGCUGUACGAGAGACUGUCGAAGCCUUAAAAUUGGACGGGUAUGAUUGCAUGGAAAUCGAUGUAAGUCGUUUAGAUGUUCUUGAAGGAUUAAUAAUUUAUGUUGGGCUGUCUAGUGCAGAUGGAUAUCAGACAGGACUUUCCCAUGUGGGCAGUGACCCUAUUUGGCUUCGCUGGAUAGUCUGCGGAGUGACAAGACACCUUCUGCGAGAUGAAAUCAUGGCCAAGUUGAUUGAAGCCAGCCGAGCGAAGAACACCACCGAACUUCAGAAGUGGAGAGUGCGGAAGGAUGCGUACUGUCUGAAAGUCAGAAGUUAUCUAUGGGAAGAACUGGGUUUGGACGCGUUGAUUUGUCCCACACAGGCUGUUACUGCUAUUCCCAUUGGAUCUUCGUGGAACAAAUCUUUCAUCGCGGAAUCCACGCUCAUUUGGAAUUUAGUAGACUCGACAGUGGGCCACAUUCCGAUCACACGCGUAAACGUCCAGAAAGAUCUAGUCAGCAGUGGUGCAGGUUUGAAGAAGAGCUUGCGACAACCGGGGGAGGUAUCCCAAGUGAAGGCCCUUUUGCCCAGUGUUGAACAAAGUGAAGGUUUACCAGUGGGUAUUCAAAUGGUGUGUGGGCUUUGGGAAGAAGAGAAAACAUUGGCCUUGAUGGGUAUUGUUGUUAAAAGUUGGAACAGUCGUCCUAUUCAGACCGCCCCCCUCUCAAGACCUGGUGAUUUUAUUUUGAAGAAACAUAGGUUAAACUUAGGUGCCACUAAUUCUAAUCAAUGA